Messenger RNA from Musa acuminata subsp. malaccensis (wild Malaysian banana), 2210 nucleotides. The record is from RefSeq and is a predicted model, not a curated record. NCBI's taxonomy places the organism in Eukaryota, Viridiplantae, Streptophyta, Magnoliopsida, Zingiberales, Musaceae.
CUCCUCCUCUCCCCUCCCAUCCUUAUUAAUCCCCAACAUCCGGGUCGGACGAUAAGAAGAAUCCUCUUCCUUCGAACGCAGGCGACUCGGAGCAGCUCCUCCCCCACCCUUUCUCCCCUCACUCCCCGUCGCCCACCGGGGGUCAAACCUCCCUCGGUAGCCCAUCUGAAUGAUGGAGGGCGAGAGGGAGGCGGUAGAGCGCCGGGCCCUGCGUUCGCUGGGGCUCGGCUUCGACCUCACCAGCGACUUCCGCCUCCGCUUCGCCAAGGGGUACCCCCGCGGCCGCCUCGUGCAGCUCGACGAGGUCCACACCCGGGACAUCGUCUUCCCCGGGGGCCAGGUCGUCCGCGGCGUGUCCGAGGACGUCGGCUGCGACAAGGGCGAUCGGAUGCGGUACCGCUCCGACGUCCUCGAGUUCAAUCAGAUGUCUGAGUUACUCAAUCAGAAAUCUUCGGUCCAAGGAAAAGUACCUUCCGGUUAUUUUAAUGCUCUUUUUAAUUUAACUGGAGCAUGGUUGGAUGAUGCCAAGGACACAAAAUAUCUUGCUUUUGAUGGAUACUUCAUUUCCUUGUACAAUUUUCACCUAAGAGCUUCUCCUUUGGUUCUUCUUGAAGAGGUUAAAAGAGCAGUUCCAUCGAAGUGGGAUCCCACGGCCCUCUGUCAUUUCAUUAGGACCUAUGGAACACAUAUAAUUGUAGAAAUGGCUAUAGGGGGUCAGGAUGUAAUCUGUGUUAGGCAAAGUCCUUCUUCAACAAUUUCAUCUGCUGAGUUAAAGGUUCAUCUCGAAGAUCUUGGAGAUUAUUUAUUUUCUGAUGGAAAUAGUCUUUCUCCUCUACAUCGGAAGACCAGAGAAGGCAAGAACAAGGUGCCUGAAGUCUUCAUGAGAAUCUUGCAAUCCAACAACUUGCAACUGUCUAGCUAUUCAGAAACUUCAAGCAAGGAAGGACUCACAAUCAUUUGCUCAAAAAGAGGAGGUGAUGCAUGUGUGUUAAAUCACUCUACUUGGUUACAAACAGUACAAAAUAACCCUGAUGCAAUAAUGUUCAAGUUUGUUCCCAUCACAUCUCUUCUAACUGGCGUUCCAGGCAGUGGAUAUCUCAGCCAUGCUAUGAAUCUAUAUCUUCGCUAUAAACCUGAUCCUGAAGAUUUACAGUAUUUCUUGGAAUUUCAAGUCCCCAAUCAGUGGGCACCGAUGUUCAAUGAACUAGCUCUGGGACCACAAAGAAGAAAAGUCUCCUACCCCCGGAUGCAAUUUAGAUUUUUGGGACCAAAGCUACAUGUUAACACUGAUCAGGUCUUGAGCAGUCAGAAGCCUGUGAUUGGCCUGCGGUUGUACUUGGAGGGACCGAGGUGCAAUCGGUUAGCCAUACAUGUGCAACACCUUUCAAGUCUCCCCAGCAUGUUCAGGAACUCUAGUUCAUCCGAAAUGUCAGCGUGGCAAGGAUCAGAAGACUCCGAUGCAGGAUACUUUGAACCUAUCCAGUGGAAGAGAUACUCAGCUGUAUGCACAUCAGUUGUGGAGCACAAUCCUGAGUGGCUCCAGAGAGUAUCUAAUGGUGUGUUUGUGGUAACUGGUGCUCAGCUUGUCACCAAAGGGAAUUGGCCGAAGAAAGUGCUUCAUCUUCGUCUCCUCUUUACACACAUUCCAAACUGCACAAUCCGAAGGACCGAGUGGGCUGGUGCACCAGCCACUUCUCAGAAAGGAAGCUUCCUAACAAAUUUAAGUACAACGUUUAGCACACCAUUUACCCAGAGAGAUGUGCCACCACCAGCGAAGAAUGAGCCUGCACAGCUGAAUUCAGGUGUGUAUCCCGAUGGUCCACCUGUGCCGGUUCAGUCAAGGAAGCUCUUAAAGUUUGUGGAUAUGGUCGAGGUGGUCCGUGGUCCACACAAUGUGCCAGGACAUUGGCUUGUGACAGCGGCUAAGAUUGUCAAAGAAGGGGGAAAGAUCGGAUUGCAUGUAAAGUUUGCUCUGUUGAAUUAUUCAGCUGAGGCUGGGUUGAUCGACUAAUGUCCAUAUAGGAUUUCUCUCCUGUCCUGUAGAUUUCGGAGUUCUGAUUGCAGGAUCAGGCUAAUUUUGUGCAUUAUUUUUUUAUUUAUUUUGGUUUAGUUAUUACAACUGUACAGAUGAUAGUAAUAAUCUGCAUGUAAUUUUGACAUAUGGCUCGGAUUUGGAUCUUAAUUUAGUAUUUCGAAAUUUCAAAUCGUUA